CUACCAUUGCCCCUUUCGUUGCCCACAGCUUACCGCCUUGCCCGCCUUCGCCCAGCCCACGAUGAUCUGCUGAGCUGCGGACAAUGACGACAAUGGAAGAACAAGCAGCGACCGUGCCGCCAGUGCCGCCGGCUCUGCUGGACGUCAUCGGCGAGCGCGAACACAUCAAGUUCAUCCUCCCCCUUUCGGACCAAGCACCCUCACAGCAUGCUGCACACCCAGAGCAGAGCACAUCCCAAGCCUCGUCCUCCAAAGCGCCAGCAGAGGACGAAAUGCUAGUGCUCGUAUCCAACGUAGACAAUGCAGACGACGCUGAGCUCAGCGCGUUGCUUCUGCUGGAUACAAAGCAGUGGAAUACACUUGCGGUGGUGCCUGUCUUACCUGGCUUACUCGAGGUGCAGAGCCGCCAGCCCAAGCACGUACAACUUGUCCUGAAGGCAUCGGGGCAGAAGAUGAAGGGUCAGGAGAGGGAGCUUUUGCAAGGAUGGUCAUCGCAGGACGUCCUGAUCCAGGACUUCCGCCUCAUCUUGUCACAGAUCAGCUCAAGCACAUCUUCGCAGCUCAGCCAGACGAGAUGGAUGUGGCUCAAGAAGUAUACCACCCAGGAACAAUUUGCCAGUAUUAGGAAGUUGCUUGCGACACAGAGGGAGAGCACCAAGAGCCCCGUAUGGGCAAAGUUCUCAACAUCGUCCUCAACUUCGUCAGCGUCAGCAGGAGGCCAGCUGCCUGCCUCAUCCGCCAUGUCCACUUCUGCCUCAGGCGGGAUUCGGAUUGCUGCAUUCACAUACAAUGUAGCCGGGUGUGCCCCGCCGCCGCCCUCAACCCCAUUGCCUUUCUUGACGGAUUCAGCUCUGCAACAUGCGGACCUUGCCAUCGUCGGUCUCCAGGAAGUCGACACUUCUUCCGCUGCCUAUCUCUUCUUCGACCCGCAGAAGCAGGAAGCCUGGACCCAUGUCCUGCUCGAGGGUCUCAAUCAGGGAAGGCACGACGAGUACGAAUGGAAUCUUCAAGUCGUGAAGCAACAUGUCACCAUCCUUCUCUUUGUCUUUCAGCGCAUACUGCGGCAGGACGAAGCAACAGUGUUGAAUGAGCGUUCUUCCGUAGCAGGAAGUAUUCAGCUCAGCGAGCUGCUCGUAACUACGGUAGGCGUUGGCCUGGGCGGCUUCAUGGCCAACAAGGGCGCCGUAGCGGCUCGCUUCCGAGUAACACUGCCUACAGGGGUCUCGAAGACCAUCUGCAUUAUCGCUGCGCACCUCUCUGCAGGCGUGGGAAGGAUCGCCAUGGAGAGGAGGGUGUGGGACUGGGCAGAGGUGGGAAAGCGCUUGCGGUUCAAGGUUGCGCUGAGCGACUCAGCGACAGCGACUCUGGAGGAAGCGGAGCGUUACGAGGAGUGGGGUGUCUUAGACCACGACACAACAAUUCUGCUUGGUGACCUCAACUCCCGUCUUCCCCUCUCCCUCUCUUCUGCCUCUGUUCAACGUCUUAUCCGCAAAGGUGGCACCGGCCGUCGUCUAUUGCGCUCCUACGACGAGCUCUCCGGCCACUUAGCCAUCGCCAAUGAGGACGGUUCUACACCUCUUACUAGCCCUACCGGUGAGAAGACCGACUUGGCCUCUCUUGCAAGCGAAGAGGUCAACCUACUCAUCCGGGAGCUCUGGCGGGGCUGGAGGGAGGGAGACGUCAGCGAAUUUGUGCCUACGUACAAACUUGACCCUGGUACCAACACGUAUGAUACCUCUGAGAAGCAGAGAGUCCCUUCGUGGACGGAUCGGGUCCUCUGGUUUGAGGGGGGCCAAGGGAAGCAGAGGAUCGGAUUGGAGAUGUAUAAUGCGGUACUGGAGGGCGGAGGUGUAGCCAGCGAUCACCUACCUGUUUGUGCUGUUCUGCGGAUACCGAUGGACUGACGUCGAGCCGAAUAGCUGUAUCAUUAGCCUUAGCAUUGCUGUCAUCUGUUUAUUUGCUCUUUGCACAGGAAUGGUAUCUUGUCUGCCU
Microstroma glucosiphilum is the source of this 1992-nucleotide messenger RNA. Its product is annotated as DNase I-like protein. The transcript is spliced from 4 exons. NCBI's taxonomy places the organism in Eukaryota, Fungi, Basidiomycota, Exobasidiomycetes, Microstromatales, Microstromataceae. Gene Ontology annotation, biological process: phosphatidylinositol dephosphorylation. The record is from RefSeq and is a predicted model, not a curated record. Bases 93 to 1904 code for a protein of 603 amino acids. Gene Ontology annotation, molecular function: phosphatidylinositol-4,5-bisphosphate 5-phosphatase activity.